GGAAUCAUGGGCGGGGUGUCGCUGCGGUCACGUGAGCCAGCCGGGCCUUUGUUGACGAGCUCCGUCGAAGAAGAAGAAAAAGAAAAGGACGAAGAGAAGAAGGAGCGAGCGAGAAAACCGAACCUGAAUCCUGAUCCCCUCGGACUCGGAAUUUAGGACUCUCGUUCGGAUGUUGGAGCGCUCGAGAGCUCGCAGCAGCGCGGCUCCGUGGGGAUGGAGGCUGCGUCCGGAUAGUAGUGAGGGCUCCUGAAGACCGUGCGUACGUGGGGGUCGCCGUCUUGUCCCGUCCCGUCCCAGCAGUCGGUUCCGCUUUGUGCUUCAUCCUUCUCCUCCUCCCCGUCGACAUGAGGCUCUGAAGGCCAUCUUUGUUGUUCUCCAGCAGCGUUUUUGCACAAAAGCUCUCCUUCCCCCUCCACGCCUGACGUCAUUGUAGCUCGUCCAUCAUGGCCCGUCUUGUGGCCUCCUUAGCUUCGUCCUCCUCCUUCCAGCUGCUUCUCCUCCUCCUCGCGCUGCUUCCUUCCGCUGCCGCCGUCGGGACUCCUCGAGCUGCGGCCGUUGAAUGUGGACCGGGAAAGAACCAAGAGUGUCCAGACGCAUCGGUAAAGAAGAGCGACCUUCGCGUCUGCGACGCGGGCACGUGUCGUUUCGGUGGGACGUGCCGCGAAAACGGCGCUGACAUCAAGUGCGUGUGUCAGUUCCACUGCCAUAAGAAGUUCCUCCCGGUCUGCGGGUCCAACGGCGACACGUACCAGAACGAGUGCUUCCUGCGGCGCGCCGCGUGCAAGAAGCAGCGGGCCAUCGGCAUCGUGGCGGAGGGAGCCUGUUACCACGACGGAGGGUCGGGAUCCGGAGAUGGAGACGACGAAGGUUCCGGGGGCGUCCGUGGGAAAAAAACAUCGAAAUGCGGAAACUGCAAGUUCGGCGCCGAGUGCGACGAAGACUCCGAGGACACGCUCUGCAUGUGUAACAUCGUGUGCAGCGGCCACAACGACAACCCGGUGUGCGGCAACGACGGCGUCACCUACGAAACGCCGUGUCACGUCCGCGAAGCGUCCUGCCUCAAGCAGAUGAAGAUCGACAUCAGACACGUGGGCCGUUGCCAAGACAAAAGCAGGAAGGACGACGGCUUCAAAUCAAAGCCCGACGGGUUCGGUAAAAAGUCCGGCGACGGAGACGGGUUAUCCGAAGGCUCCGCCCCCUGCCCCCCGGACCACGCCCUGUACUGCAUCCACGGCCAGUGCGAGAUGAGGGACGACCGGGCGGCGUGCAGGUGCUCGCCGUCGUACGGCGGUCCUCGCUGCGAGCAGCUGCUGGACUUCAACAUCCUCUACGUGGUCCCCAGCGGCCAGAAGCUGCAUUACGUCCUCAUCGCCGGCAUCAUCGGCGCCGUCCAGAUCGCCAUCAUCGUGGCGCUCGUCAUGUGCUUCACCAGGAGAUGUAACAAGGCCAAACGAGGGCGCCGACAGAAGCAACAUCACUUCCCGUCCGGAACGUCGUCCAGGAUGAUGUAACGCCAGCCCGACCUAGCCUAGCGUAGCCUCGCUAGCUCCCUUUCCCUCCCCCACUUGAUCCACUUUUUUCACAGACACUUUUGAUAAUUCCACUUGUGGUGCCUCUUUCUUUUUUUGGUCAGAUACUUUCAGCUCCCAAGAGGCCUUAGUUUUUCUUUGACUCCUAUCUUUAUUUUGUCAUUUUUCCUUCUGGACAUGUUUUUUUUUUCCUAGGAGGCGUGCGCCGAUGUGCUCCAAAACACCGGAUGAACAUUUUGGAAAUUAGCACGCACGCUAAGCGAGCGCCUCUUAGCUUUUGUUUACAUUUUGGAGGAGGUCGGCACAUUUCUUAUUUAAAAUGUUUGUAGCUCACCUCGUGGACAUUUUUCCAACUUUGUAAAGCAUUUUGUCAAUUCACCACGCUCAGCGUUCCGGGGGGGGGGGGCGAUCUCGUCUCACCUUUGCCGCAACAGUGACUUAUGCUUAUUUUCUACUCUUUCCAAAGCGGCGCACAAACUCAUUUGUCGUUUUUCGGUGGGAAAUUGAACGCCGACGUUUGUUUUUCUGAAUGUUUUGUUGUUAUAUUUUCUUACUUUGUGAAUUUUGUUUUUUUUAAAGUGACAUUUCAAGAAUUUUCUUCCACUUUUUUAAUAUUUGAUGUCAGUAGCAAGUGUCCACAUUGCUGGAUUUCAUGUUUGAGAAGAGCUGUAGUUUGUUGCAUGCUGCUGUGACGUGAUGGUGCGCUUAGAAUCUUGUAGAAUUAAACACCAUGGUAACAGAUCAACAUGCGCUUUGAUUGGUCGCUGAC
Messenger RNA from Corythoichthys intestinalis (scribbled pipefish), 2298 nucleotides. RefSeq names its product tomoregulin-1-like. Bases 444 to 1511 code for a protein of 355 amino acids. Gene Ontology annotation, molecular function: protein binding. The record is from RefSeq and is a predicted model, not a curated record. NCBI's taxonomy places the organism in Eukaryota, Metazoa, Chordata, Actinopteri, Syngnathiformes, Syngnathidae. Gene Ontology annotation, cellular component: plasma membrane. The transcript is spliced from 9 exons.